This is a messenger RNA of Peronospora farinosa, 1146 nucleotides long. The record is from the annotation of a GenBank genome assembly. Lineage: Eukaryota; Oomycota; Peronosporomycetes; Peronosporales; Peronosporaceae.
AUGCCUAGAGAUCGAUUCAACAUGAGCCCUUAUCAUCCGUUACCACUCACUCUAAAAGACCAACGCACACUCUUUGAGCUCGAAAAAGACCUGGUCGAGGACACUUUUCGCAAAUACGAAAAGUUUGUCAUGAGCAACUCGCAAGUGAACACAGCUCGCUGGAAACACGUCAAGUCCAAGGACGACCUCCAUAUUUACGUGAAACGCACCAAGGCGUCAACUAAAAAAAAGAGGGGCGCUCAGCAGUGCUACCGACCAACGGACGAUACUCGUCUGACGAAACCCAUAGUGAUCAGUGUGGGAACUUUCAAAGGACAGUUGGACGACCUCAUGUUCGGCACUGUGAAUCCGACCGACGACAUCAUGAACGUCAAAGCCUCGUACGUCCAUGACUACAGUGAUGGAGCUGUACUAGCCACGUUGGUAAAACCUACAGCAACUGACCCCUUCCGCUCCGUGACGGUCAAGUGGUUGCAAAUUGAUUUACCUCUAAGCUACACAAAGUUAGUCAAGGACCGGGAUUUCCUCUGUCUUGAGGCGUCGGGUAUCCUGCAUUUUGCAAAUGGUGAACGGGUUGGCUACCUGAUGCUGCACUCAAUUGACUCACCAUUAGUACAACCACUGCCGAAUGUUGUGCGUGCGAAACACACUAUUACUGGUUUCUUUCGACAGGUCGCCCCAAAUGUGAUUGACACGUUUGCUUUUGACUCGGUUGAUCCCGGUGGUAGUAUCAUGGAAUCGCUUUUGCUGCCCAUAUGUGCUAAUGCGCUUUUGUCAGCUACGAACUACGUAAAGUGUGGACAGAUGAAGAAACUGACGUGGAUGUUGCAACAACGCCAGGCAGCACUGCGUGUGGGCAACGUGGCCCCGGUGUUACCUCAUGAAGACGUUUGCGUCACAUGUAACCGUGACCUGCAACAAAGUUGUAUACAAAAUUGGUGGAAGGAUAAAUGCACAAUGUGUUUGGGUGGGUUGUGCUCGGGAUGCAAGGAAGUAAAGACAAUUAGUUUUCUUUCACCGAAUCGAAAGUUACUACGACACAAGAUCACAUUUUGUAUUGCGUGUGUUACUAUGGGCACUCGAGUGAGCGCUUUGGAUGCAGCACGCGACCAAGCUAACGGUUAUCAACCAUACAGUAGUUCAUAG